UGCAGAACUAUUUCAGCUCUGCCUGUAAGGGGAGAGCAUUGAAUAUGAGGACGGUUGCCUACGUGUGACGGGGCAGCAGACGAUCACAGCCAUAAAUCUUAUUUUGACACAAUGUUAAAAGCUAUCAUUCUCAUCGGUGGGCCUAUGAAAGGUACCAGAUUUAGACCUUUGUCUUUGGAAUUGCCCAAACCCUUAUUUCCAGUGGCAGGAUUUCCUAUUAUCUAUCAUCACAUCGAAUCCUGCUGUAAGUUGUCUGACUUACGUGAGAUCAUACUGAUUGGGUUCUACCAACCAAAUGAAGCUCUCAACAAAUUUAUUUCUGAGUCGCAGCAGAUCUUUCAAAUUCAAAUCAGGUAUCUCCAGGAAUACAAUGCUUUGGGAACUGCAGGAGGUCUGUAUCACUUUCGUGACCAAAUUCUGACAGGAGGACCAGAAAUGUUCUUUGUUAUGAAUGCUGAUGUCUGUGGAGAUUUUCCUCUUCAGGAAAUGCAAGACUUCCACAGGAAACUUCCAUCUAAAGCGAUGUGUGUAAUGCUGGCCACAGAGGCAACGAGGCAACAGUCGUUAAUGUAUGGCUGUAUUGUUGAAAACAAGGACACCCAUGAGGUUCUUCAUUAUGUGGAGAAACCAGAGACAUUUAUCAGCACUACCAUCAACUGUGGAAUCUAUCUCUUCACACCUGAAAUUUUCCAACCCCUAGAGGUAGCCUUCAAGAAAAACUUGGAAGAAAACUAUAGUUUUCAAGGCUUCCUGAACAAGGGUUUUGACUAUCAAGUGCCUUCCAAAGAAGUCAUACGCUUGGAGCAAGAUGUGUUUGUACCCAUGGCUGCAUCAGGCACGCUUUUUGUCUACCAGACCAGUUGUUUCUGGAGUCAGAUUAAGUCCGCAGGCGCCGCAAUUUAUACAAACCGACACUAUCUGGCAAUCUAUCGACGAACACACCCAGAGAGACUUGCUGUUAAUGGAGAAGGAAAACCCAAAGUGACUGGAGAUGUCUUUAUCCAUCCCACUGCCCAAGUCCACCCUACAGCUGUGCUGGGACCCAAUGUCACUAUUGGCAAGAACGUUGUGGUGAAGGAGGGCGUGCGUGUCAGGGAAUCCAUUAUCCUUGAGGGUGCAACGCUGCAGGAGCAUUGCUGCAUCUUGCACUCUAUAAUUGGCUGGCACAGCAUCAUUGGCUUCUGGUCUAGAGUUGAGGGCACACCUAAUGACCCAAACCCUAACAAGCCCUUUGCGAAGCUUGAGAUCCCAAGCAUGUUUUCUUCUGAUGGCCGCCUCAACCCAUCCAUCACUGUCAUAGGAUCCAGCGUGCAGGUGCCGCCGGAGGUGAUAGUACUUAACUCCAUUGUACUUCCUCACAAAGACCUGAGUGGCUGCUACAAAAACCAGAUUAUUCUUUGAGGGGUGUUGGAUAAAGUGUCUUUAACAGUAUGAAUAAUCAUAUGUUUCAAAUGUCUGUGGUACCUGCUUUUGGUUUUUAUGAUAUUAACAAUCUAUGAUAAAAAUGUUGGGCUCUUGGAGGGGUAAAAAAAAGGGAGAAUUGUAUGCAAGCACAUGUUGCAUAUCUUGGGAAAAUAGCUUUCAAAAGCAGGUGUUUUUGUGGAAGGUAUAGGAAGCAUCUAAGAAAAACUGUUUCUUCAAAUGGUGGAAUGAUUAUAUAUUAUCCUGUUAAGUAUAUUAAAAAAAAAAAAAAGUAAUAGGAUAAAUCAGUUUGAAAGUUAAAUUUAGAGCUUUUUUGGCUUUACAUUAAAGCAAAAUAAAAUUUGUCAGCGAAAUGAGGAGGAACAUCCUUGUUUGUCAUAAACAUGUUAUUAACAUUUUUGGAUUUGUCUACAAAGAUGCAUCAUUAUUUUCAGAUUUUAUGAUUACACUGUAUGUAUUUCUCUGUCAGCAUAAUUGUUUAUGGCUUGAUUUAUGGUUUUGUUGUACACUGUCACGGUGACUGCUUUUAUUCAGCAGUUUAUCCUUAGAAAGGCUAAAAUCAUAUCAUUUUCUAAGCAUCAAAUAACAUAAAAUUUAGGUCUUGCAUUACCUGGUAUCUGAUAAGGUUUUAUUGUUGGAGGUGAUGCAUUAUGGUCAUUGACAUCCACAGAAUAACAGGGUUUAUCCUAAUGUGUGUUUAAACAGCACUUGUGAUAAAUAUUUUAAAAAUUUUGUCAUUUUGUUUCAGUGUGUACCUUUGAUAAUGUGUAUACUGUUAGAGACUGUUUAUGAGAAAGUUCUCAGUCUUAGAAGAAACAGCAACUAAUUUUGCAUUUAUGUAACAUACAAGCGAUUAUGGCGAGAAGUAUUUUAAACAACAAAAACCAAACCAAAUCAGUAAAAUUGAAGCCAGAAUUAAUUUUUUGAUACCCCUUUAUCUUGGAACAAAGAUAUGUGACAUUUUUAAACAUUACUUCAUGCUUCUAUAAAAAAAUUACUUGUAAGUAUCUGAUAGUUUUAAGAAGUUUAUAUGGUGAAUGAAUAAUAGAAUGUUUCAAGUGUCUCCCACCUUAAUAGGUCGAUGUUUUCCUCAAAAUACCCUUUUAAAAGCAAAUUCUCAUUGAGUAAAUUACUGCUAAUUUCAUUGGCCUUUCUAGAUACCAUUGUUUUUUUCCAUUAUUAGAGGUCCAUGAUGCAAGUCAUUAGCAAAAUAAUAACAAAGAUGUCAUCUGAAAAGGUUGGAGCAGCUGCUCAGUUUCAAAUUGAACCAUGACUAGCCAUAAUCUCGAAAACUGCUACUUUUUUAAGAAUCAGGGAAGACUAUUACUUUGCUCAUCAUUUUGAAAAAGACAAUUGUAACUUAAGGGGUGCCUGUACUGAUCAACGAAAAUACCUAUUUUUACAGGAAUGGGGAAGUGGCUCAGUUAUUUUGCACGUCAGUCACGAAUUAUAUUGAUAUAUAACAGCUAGUACCAUAGUUUUUGUGUGAAGUGUUCAAAGAAUGUAUAGUUUGAUAAUCCAGUGUCACAUAAACUGAAGACAGUAAUAUUUCCUCCCACCCUGCUUUUAUUUUUAAAAUUUAUUUUUAGCAACAAGCAUGUGCUUAAAUUGACUAUACAAGCUGAAACAGACAUAUUAUUAACAAAUUAAAAAGUCCUCAGAAGUCUUUGUUUCAAUGUUAAAUGGCCUUGAACUGUCAGCUCUCAUUUAAUUAACUAAUUGUACAUGAGACUGUAUACAGCAAAUUGUUAUAAAGCUUCAGACCAAGGAGUUAAAUAUAGUUUCAAUAAAAUAAAUUAAGGUGCAAUUAUAAAUCAGUUUUAUAUUUUAUAUGUAAGCCAAUACAAUCAUUUGUACUAUUUACUACUUAUUUUUUAUAAUGAUGGGACAAGUCAUAGCUAUUGUAAUGCUCUUUCUAUUUAUUCUGCAUUUGCCUGUUUAUAUUUUUGAAUUUGUUUCUUUUAGGUCUUAUGUAAUUAAAAUACGAGGGAAAUUUUGUUGGAAAUUAUAUGUAAACAAUUAAUCCAGGAAUAGUUACAUAGCUGCAGUAUAACUAUUAUAUAACAAUUUCUGGACACAUACACAUCUGUACCAGACCACACAUACAAAAGACUGCACCCCCACUGUUUCAGCACUCAAGUGAGUAUCCCCUUUAUUUUCACUAAUUUACAUUUACAGGUACAUCAUUGUUUACAAACAACUGAGGCUGAGAUUGGUAUAAAGCUACAAGGUCUACAUAAAUAAACAGUUUAGAUGACAAUGACAAGGGUGUAAAUCACAAAUCACUACAUGACAUUAACAUACAUAUGACACUACAAACUUUUGUAUCAUUUAAUAUGUAACAGAUCUUAAAAAAAAAAAAAAAAAAA
Messenger RNA from Pomacea canaliculata, 3791 nucleotides. RefSeq names its product mannose-1-phosphate guanyltransferase alpha-A-like. Lineage: Eukaryota; Metazoa; Mollusca; Gastropoda; Architaenioglossa; Ampullariidae. Bases 112 to 1401 code for a protein of 429 amino acids. The transcript is spliced from 12 exons. The record is from RefSeq and is a predicted model, not a curated record. Gene Ontology annotation, cellular component: cytoplasm. Gene Ontology annotation, biological process: biosynthetic process.